GAUUAAAUUCGCUGAGUCACGCAACAACAACCCUCUGGCUUGUUUCUAGGUCAUCGGCAGACAGCAAACUUUGGACCUGUUUCAUUAACCCCAGCGAGAUACAGUGCAGCGUCCAGGCCUAAUCAUGGCGAGCAGAACAACAGUUGGGGAAAGGAAUAUGACACAGAUGCUGGUGACGAAGGCAGCCAAGACUGAGACAACAGGUUCAGUGACAUUACCACAAGGACUAUCAAGUGGACUCAAUCUGCGAACAAGCUUAGUGACCCCCACGGGAGUGUUUCGCGUCCUACUUCAAGGCAGAAAGUUUCUGUUUCUUGAAACAAGCAAUCCUCCAUCGUUCAUGGCCCUUGAUAAAUUAUACACUGACAAACUAGUUUUCAUUGUCAGUGGACAACUGAAUGUUUCGUCUAACAUGUACAACCCAAGGCUCCCAAAAUAUCCAGCUGAGGUUCAAACAAGACUUGUUUCUUUCGGAACAUCGUCCUUUGUUUUGGAAUCAAUCUUGAGGGUACCCGGAUUCCCACAAGUGACAGCAAGUCUGAGGAAUAACGUCGUUGUAGUUUCAAAGUCCAAUAGAAAAACGAGUCCGUUGCCAGAUUGGUUUCGUGAAAAAUUCGGUCCAUUUUACAACAAGGAUGCUGGGGUUAUCUUCAAGCAGCUGGAGACAUCUCCUACCAAGACGUGCAGGGGAGUUAACUCCCUUCCCUACAUGUUAACAGUCACAAGUCGGGAUAUCGACAUGAACCAACACGUGAACACCGUCCUGUAUUUACAGUACUGUAUUGAUGCUCUGGACGAUCAUUUGAUAAGGAAUAAGAUACAGUGUAAUUUAAACACCGAGUCACUCCUCCUCAAAUCGGCCUCCUUCCUACACAGGGGUGAGAGUGAGGUGACCGACAUCUUGGCCGUGGAAUUCUGGGACGAUGAAACGGAAUCUGAGAUGAUAUGUUUUAAUAUCCUCAAGUCUGGAAGAAGCAUCUACCAGGCUCGUAUACAUUUCUAUCGGUAUGAGGAGAUAUUUCCACAAACCAGCAAACUCUAACUUCAAACUUCAAAGUACCGGACCUUACUUUAAGCAGAAAUUUGUGAUUUCAAUAAGUUUCCUUCAGAUCACACAUUUCGUUUUGCAAGUUUAGUGUGGCGUAGUGCUAUUCCUUGAAUCGGCAUCCCCGCGAUGAUUCCAUAAAGUGCGAAAAGUGUGGCAGCCAUGUAAAAUGUAAUGAGUCAAUUUGGAUGGACGUCCUUGCACCACUGUUAGAAAGGGAUGUCACUUUGGUGCGACGACUUUGCAACGCUGUGCCAAUGGGAUGUGCUGCUUUGGAAUACGUCCGGGCAACGCCGUGACAACUUGAUGUGUUACACAUGGGUCGACGCCCUUGAAAAAGUGGUGGGAAACCUUGGUUUAUAUCUAUCUCUUGCUUGAAAUGAGCAAUACCUGAAUAUAUUAAGCAGAUGACCUUUAUAUUCUACAGAGAAAGUGCCUGUUUUCCAACCAAGUUCAACAUGGAAUGAGUGCUACAGAAAACCACAGUUAACACAAAGCGAACGUCCUAAUGAUAAGCGGUUAUUUCUUUUUAUCAUAUAAUGGGUAGGUCUCUCGGCAGGAUAAA
Messenger RNA from Haliotis rufescens (red abalone), 1610 nucleotides. RefSeq lists its product as uncharacterized. Bases 125 to 1042 code for a protein of 305 amino acids. Lineage: Eukaryota; Metazoa; Mollusca; Gastropoda; Lepetellida; Haliotidae. The record is from RefSeq and is a predicted model, not a curated record. The transcript has 3 exons.